Molecule: messenger RNA, 9563 nt
Organism: Struthio camelus australis
Lineage: Eukaryota; Metazoa; Chordata; Aves; Struthioniformes; Struthionidae
Source: RefSeq, a predicted model, not a curated record
GUUCCCUCGCCUUCCGCCUCCCUCUGAGGAAAAGUGAAGUCACUUCCCAAAUGCCAAAACUAGCAAAGCAGUGGCCUAAAUCGGUGCGGUUUACAUGGCUGAGGCUCCUCCACUUUUAUUUUUUAUUUUUAAAUCCCCUUCUACAGUUAGGCCAUCCGUCGCUGUAAUCUGCUCCAGAAAUCCUUGUUUUCGGGCAGAGUGCUCAAAAAGCUGCUGAAGCCAUCCGAAGCAGGUCUUUUCCUGUUCUUUGGAAAGAACAGCAAGGACAGAGGUCUUUCUAACGUUUUUAAGCGGACAGGGGAAAUGUUAAAGUUUUUACCACAAAGCAGGAUGGGUCACUGCCUUCUACGUUCCUGAUCUUAUCCUCCCUCAGACAUGAAUCAGGAUAUCAAAGGAGAUUGAUGUGGCAAGACAAGACUACAGACCUGAUAUGGAAGUCAAAACUUCGUUUAGCAAAGCCAGUAGAGUUCCUGAAACUGUAUCCACGUUAAUUAAUGAAGAAUUUGUCCUGGUUCAUCAGCAGUCGGAGGACUCUUCUGGAAAAGAUGAAAAACCUCAGCUGAAGGUAUUUUCGAAUGGUGAUGAACAGCUGGAGAAGGCAAUGGAAGAGAUACUGAGGGAUUCUGAAAAAGAGCAGAGCGACUGUACUGCUAACCAAGAGGACUGUGGUGGUGAUGCCUGCAGCCAGGUGGCUGGAGACAUGUCAGCAAGUCAGACAAGUCAGCCAUCCCUGCACCUUGUUUUAGAUCCUUCUGCUUCAGAAGUCUCUGCACCAAGGCCCUCUUCCCCUACUGAACCCCCAGAAGAGGACAGCGUAUUGUUUAACAAACUGACUUAUUUAGGUUGCAUGAAGGUGUCUGCCCCCCGAAACGAAUCGGAAGCAUUACAUGCAAUGGCAGCUAUGAAAUCCUCAAGCCAAGCCCCUUUAUCUGUGACGCUUUAUGUUCCAAAUAUUCCAGAAGGCUCUGUAAGGAUAAUAGAUCAAUCAAACAAUGUGGAGAUAGCCUCUUUUCCCAUCUACAAGGUAUUGUUUUGUGUACGUGGACAAAAUGGAAGUUCAGAGAAUGACUGUUUUGCAUUUACUGAAAGCAGCUGUGGAACAGAAGAGUUCCAGAUUCAUGUUUUCUCCUGUGAGAUUAAAGAGGCAGUCAGCAGAAUUUUAUAUAGUUUCUCAACAGCAUUCAAACGUUCUUCCAAACAAGCAUCUGAUCACGUUAAGGACUUUGUGCUUCCUACUCCAGAUAGCGAUGUGUACACUUUCAGUGUUUCCUUAGAGGUCAAGGAAGAUGAUGGAAAAGGAAAUUUUAGCCCUGUGCCAAAGGAUAGAGAGAAAUUUUAUUUCAAACUUAAACAGGGAAUUGAGAAGAAAGUGGUGAUUACGGUCCAGCAGCUCUCAAACAAAGAACUGGCUAUUGAAAGAUGCUUUGGCAUGCUGCUGAGCCCUGGACGAAAUGUGAAGAACAGUGACAUGUAUUUACUGGACAUGUUAUCUGUAGGAAAGAGUUCUGAUGGGAAGGCUUACGUGAUUACUGGAAUGUGGAAUCCUAAUGCGCCAACGUUUGUAGUACUUAAUGAGGAAACUCCUAAAGAUAAACGUGUAUUCAUGACUGUUGCAGUGGAUAUGGUUGUUACUGAAGUGGUAGAGCCGGUCCGCUUUUUGCUGGAGACUGUUGUGCGUGUGUAUCCUGCUAAUGAACGUUUCUGGUAUUUCAGCAGAAAAACCUUCACAGAAACUUUUUAUAUGAAGCUAAAACAGUCUGAAGGGAAAAGCCACACAAGUACUGGAGAUGCGAUUUAUGAAGUUGUCAGUCUACAAAGGGAGUCUGCCAGAGAGGAAGAAUUGGCCAGCCCAACAGGUGGAGGACCAAUAUCAUCCCAGGAGGAUGAGCCAGAAGAGGAGAGUGAUAACGAACUCUCCAGUGGCACUGGUGAUGUGUCUAAGGAUUGUCCGGAGAAGAUCUUGUAUUCCUGGGGAGAAUUACUGGGGAAAUGGCAUAGUAAUCUUGUUGUGAGACCGAAAGGAUUAUCUACGCUGGUGAAGAGCGGCGUUCCAGAAGCGCUAAGGGCAGAGGUUUGGCAGUUGCUGGCAGGGUGCCAUGACAACCAGGCAAUGUUGGAUAAAUACAGACUUCUCAUCACAAUGGAUUCUGCUCAAGAGAGCGUCAUUACCCGAGAUAUUCAUCGUACGUUUCCAGCACAUGAUUAUUUCAAAGAUACAGAAGGAGACGGUCAGGAAUCUCUAUACAAAAUCUGUAAGGCCUACUCUGUCUAUGAUGAAGACAUUGGCUACUGUCAGGGACAGUCUUUCCUCGCAGCUGUGCUGCUGCUUCAUAUGCCAGAGGAGCAAGCAUUCUGUGUGCUGGUGAAAAUAAUGUAUGACUAUGGCUUGAGGGACCUCUACAGAAAUAACUUUGAAGAUCUCCAUUGCAAAUUUUUCCAGCUGGAGAAGUUAAUGCAGGAGCAGUUACCUGACUUGUAUAGCCAUUUCUCAGACCUGAAUUUGGAAGCUCAUAUGUAUGCGUCCCAGUGGUUUCUCACUCUUUUUACUGCCAAGUUUCCGCUCUGCAUGGUCUUCCACAUCAUUGACUUACUGCUCUGUGAGGGUCUGAACAUUAUCUUUCAUGUUGCCUUGGCUCUCCUAAAGACCUCAAAAGAGGACCUUUUACAAGCUGAUUUUGAAGGAGCUUUAAAAUUCUUCAGGGUGCAGUUGCCCAAAAGGUACAGAGCCGAGGAGAACGCUCGAAGACUGAUGGAGCAAGCUUGCAACAUUAAGGUGCCGACGAAAAAGCUGAAGAAGUAUGAGCGAGAGUACCAAGCGAUGCGGGAAAGCCAGCUGCAAAAGGAGGACCCCAUGGACAGAUACAAGAGGGAAAACCGCAGGCUCCAAGAAGCUAGCAUGAGGCUGGAACAGGAGAACGAUGACCUUGCACAUGAACUUGUAACAAGCAAAAUCGCCUUACGAAACGACUUGGACCAGGCUGAAGACAAAGCAGAUGUCCUGAACAAGGAACUUCUCCUGACCAAACAGAAACUAGUGGAGACUGAGGAAGAGAAACGGAAGCAGGAAGAAGAAACUGCUCAGUUGAAGGAGGUCUUCAGGAAGCAGCUAGAGAAGGCAGAAUCUGAGAUUAAGAAAACCACAGCCAUUAUUGCAGAGUAUAAACAGAUUUGUUCCCAGCUGAGUACCAGGCUGGAAAAACAGCAGGCAGCCAGUAAAGAUGAGCUGGAAGUUGUGAAGGGUAAAGUGAUGGCCUGCAAACACUGCAGUGAGAUUUUCAGUAAGGAAGGGGCACUGAAGGUGCCUGCUGUAAGCAGGGAGAAUCAAGAAAUAGAAGCAGAUGAUGAGAAGGAUGCGCUCACAAAGCAGCUGAGAGAGAUGGAGCUGGAGCUUGCACAGACCAAACUGCAGCUUGUGGAAGCCAAGUGCAAAAUUCAGGAGCUGGAGCACCAGAGAGGAGCCCUUAUGAAUGAAAUCCAAGCUGCCAAAAACUCUUGGUUUAGCAAAACCCUGAACUCUAUCAAAACCGCCACAGGCACACAGCCACCACAGCAGCCUCAGCCACCUCUGCCGCCCAAAGAGAGCAGUACAUAGUUCCAGCCAGAGCCCUGAUACAAGAGCACAAAGAACAACAUAACUCGAACCCUGGAGGAUUCUUCCAGUGGUCUCCCCUCUUGGGGAAAGGACAAAAGGCAGGAGUGCAGGCUUGAAGUGAAAUUCUUUGGUGUUUUUCAUUCGUUCUGAUGUGACCCUUUUCAGAGGGAAAUAAAAAAGAAAAUCCCGUUUUAUGUUGAAUUCCUAUUUCCCAACUGCAUUGCUGAAAGCCACGAUCUGAUACCUUCAUACUUUUACAGUUUAUUUUAUAUGACUAGAUGUUAAAAUGAAUAAAUAAUUCCAAACUAGGUCUUUAAUACAUGACUAAUUACUCAAAAUUAUUUUUAUCUUGCAUAAAAGGUUUUUUUCUUCUGGAGGAGAGAGAACAGAGAAUGUAAAGUACUGAGGCAUAGUCUCUUCACAGAAAGCACAGUGUAAUAAGUACUAGUGUGUGUGCGGGUGUCAAGGAUAACUCAUGCCCUGGGACCAGCUCAGAAGUUUAUUGCUGUGACUGUGUCCUGCAGAGAAGCACUUUUUGUAAAGCUUAGGCCAUAGCAAAGAUAGUCUUGUGCUCUCUUGGCACAAUUGUUUGAGCUUCCCUGAUAAUUUCAUAGUUUCGAUUUGUUUUUUCUUCGGAAAUGCAAGUAGUGCAGUUCUUCGUAGCACUGAGUAGCACUGCUGUUUAAAUGCUAUUAGCAGCUGAACUGGAAUUUAACAGAAAAUUAUUUAGUUCCCCUUUUUUUUUUUUAAUUUCAUUUUAUACUUAUUCCAAGAUAUAAUUCCUUCCCUUGGGAGAAAGGGAAAACUAUUGUGUGUGUGUUUGGCUGUUGGGUUGUUUUUUUGUUGUUGUUGUUGUUUUUUUGUGUUUUUUUUUGUUUUUGCCAAGAAGCAGAGUGUAGACCUUGCAUAGAUUUGACUUUUUGUAAAUCCUGUGCAAUAAAGGGUAGGUUUUAUGAACAAAAUUAAUGACAAAGUUUUCCCUGGGUCUAUAGUCAAGUUUUGAAUUUGACACAGAAAUGAGGUAAUAAAUAAAUAAAUAAAACAAAAGGUUUUUGCUGCACUGCUGAAUAAAACAUCACAGAAACAAGAUCUGUUUGCUGUAAGUGUUUGGUUAGGAAAUGCUAUGUUGGUGUGUUACUUAUUUCUAUAAAUAUAGAAAUUUUCACAUGGAAUACAAACACCUAGACUCUUCCCAUGGGAUAGGCUUCUCUGAUUCCCAAAGCUGUCUGAUUGUUUUGGAUCUCUAAAGUAAGAAAAUUCGAAGGCAUUUGUUUUGACUAAACGUGUUUACGGAAAUACUUAUUUCAUGGAAAACUAAACCAUUGCUUGAACUGGUGAGAAUAUAUAUAUUUUUUCAAUUAUAUCUGACAUGUCUAGAAGAAGGUCUUGCAGGUGAAUAUCAUUGCUGGACAGAAGGUUGUGCAUUAAGCUUUCCAUUUACAAAAUUGUUCCAGGGCCUUUUUAAUUCUAAGGAAUACCAUAUCUUGGCAGUUUUGUACAAUAAAAUUUAAUGAUACUCCUCUUGUGCUUUAUUGUCAAGCAUAAUUGUGAAUUAUUUUAAACAGGGUAGUACAAAUUUAAUGCUUAUGUGUGCCAAAUGGAUCGUUCUGAAAGGCAGUCAGCUGUUUGAAGUGGAGAUCAAAAUAGCAUCACUAUUCUGACACAACUCUCCUGCAACGUGACAAUGCAGAUUCUGUCUCCUAAGAGUAAGGAGUUAAAAUUCUUAGUCUUUAUAAACUUACUUGCAAGAACAGUGAUUAUGUGGAAAAAGCAGGAUUCUGUUGUGCAAGUACAACAGAGAUCUUUUUCUUUCCCAAGUCACUUUCAUGCUAAUAACCUUUGCAUAAAUGUUUCCAUUAUGUGGAAUGUCUAAACCUUGCAAUAUUAUUUCGCUUAUCAGUACCAAGUCACACUUGAAAUAAGCUAUGUAAUAAAGUGGAAGUGACAUUUAAGAAUACCUGCUCAACCUUUCAUUGUUACAUUUGAGAGCAUGGUGUUGAUGAGAGCCACUGAUGGUUUGACAAGUGUCCAGGUUUCUCAUUUAAUUUGACUUAAAUCAUACUCGCAAAUGGAUUUAAAACCUUGACUGGAAAAAUGCAGUAAUAAUCAAAGAUUAAGACUUAUGGUUCCCUGAGCAGCUGAGCUAAGGUAACAACUCACUGCUGCUGAAAGAUCUUACUACUUCCACUCCCUCUUGUACAGUCCUGUCCUUCCCUUGUUCUGGCCCACACUGGAGAUGAUUUAAAAAAAAAAAAAAAAAGUGGGUGGAUUUCUAAAACUUUUUUUUUUUGGCUAAUAAGCUUUUUCCAAGUUAUUAAGUUAACCCUUCUUAAAGGGCCCAAUGAGUGCAAGAGCAUAAGAGGAGAACGGGAGCAGGACUUUCCCAGUUCAUCCAAAGAAAGCUGUUAAGUAAGCUCACUAUGUCUCAUGGAAUCAUAGCUUUGACAUGACUUCUUUCUCAGUGUAGCAGCUCUCUGACUUUAGAAGUUUCUGUGACAAAAACACGUUUGGUACCUGCUACCCAGGAUGAGUCUGAACACUUGUGGGAGUGGAAGCUAGCUUUCCUUGUGCCUCGCGUAUCAGCAAAAUAAGUUUCAGAAGGCAACAGCUGAAUCAUCUCUCUUGGCAAUGACAAAGGCAGUAAAAAAUUUUCACCUUUCAUCUGUAGUUGCCAGGUAGUGUUUGUAGCAGACGCAUUGGGAAAAGUAAUAUUUAUAUUUGGAAGCCGAGUUGUCAUAAAAUUAUUGAAAGAAUAAGUGAAAUAGCUCUGUGGCAUUUCCAGAGUAAUUUUCUAGAUGAAUAAGAAUAGUUCAGAAAUGCAGAAAGUAACAAGACUGAAGGAUUAAAACAGGCAAGCUACAGCUCUACCUAAAAUUCUACCUGUUGACUGUACCUACUAUUAUGAUAUUAAGUUUCCUAUGAGAUAAAUAUUUGGGUUUUAAUUAACCCUUUCAGACCUGAAUGACAGCGCUACAUACCUUCUGAAAAGUACAUGUAUCCCAGAGUGACUAAUCUAUCUGGGAUAGCUGGCUCUGUGCGUGUUUAGCUUUUCAGUAGGAAACUUCAUUAAAUCAAAGUCUACCUGAAACUGCUACAUUCGUGUGGCACUGGAAUAACUAGCAUAGCUCUCAUGUCUGGAGUGAUUCCUAUUUUUUUCAAUCUGAGUCAGUAUCAAACUAUGUGUCCACAUCAAACUUAUAUUAAAAGUAAUUUGUAUAUAUAUGAACUAAUAUAUAUAAUGUAUAUAUUAGUUUAUAUUAAUAUAAAUCUUAAUUAAAUCUUGCUUUUUACUUUUAUUGAGAAUGCAUACUUUUGAAAUAAGGCCUUUACUUUGAUUAGGUGCAAACUUCCAAAGGAUAUUUUUAAGUACAACUGUUGAUCUUGUUGGAUUCUAAUCUGUUCCUGAGAUGCCCAAUACGGAAAGAAUUUUUUGUUUUUCACUUUAAGAAGUUGAUUUUACUUUGACUGUAAAACUCUACAGGAUAAAUAAAGCAAGGUUGAUUUAGUUACAUGGUAGAUCUGUGAACUAGUCUUUUAUUAUCUUUGUGAAUCAAACAUGAUACUCUAAAAUAAUAGUGCUGGCUUCACUUAAUUUAACAAAUUAUAAUUUUAUCCAGACGGAAUGAACCAACAAAAUAAAAAUGUCACUGCCUAGCUUUAAUCCAAGAAAUGGCAAAUUCCAUCAGGUCCGUAUGCAUUAAUGUCUAGUAAAACUAGUAUCUGGAAAGGUGGUCAGCCAUGUAAUCAGUACUGCCAGCUGACAAACAUAUCCUCCUUGUCCUGCCCAUUAAUUAGUUUAUUUUCUAAUUUGCUACACCUAAGUUGCAUAUUAGGUGAGCAUUUUUUUUUUUCCUGUUAGAAGUUUGAAAAGACUUUUUGGUUGGCCCUUGAAGUUUCUUUUAAGGUAGAUGCUUUCACCUGUGCCACUGGGAUGUAAACAAAGUAAAAACAGAGGGAGAGGGAGAGGGGAAAAAAGCUGUUAGGUUUCUUCUUUCAUUAGGAAAAGAAAGUCAAGCACAGCAAAAAUUCAGAUGCCUUGAGAAACCAUUGGCUUCAGAGGCAGGAUGUCACUCAAUAACUAAAUGGGACAAUUACAUUGGGAGUAAAUAAUAAUCUAACUUUACUGAAACUAAAGUAUCAAGACUUAAAAACUAUGUAAGAAAGUCACGCUUUUCCACAGUUCUCCACAGGAAACUGGUACGGGUGAGUUCCCUUCCUUAUACUAAGUAGUUGCAUUGAAAUCCAAGAAACUACUCAUAUAUGUGGGAGAACUUUACCUCUUAUUUUCAUUAUUAAACUGUUAGACUCAGGGAUAUUUGGCACACGUCCGCAUAAUCUAAUAAGCCUAAAUACCUUUGGCAAUGAAAACAAGAACUCUCUUGUGUUACAUAACGCUAAAUUUUUUUCCCAACUGCUGAGAGAAAACCUGAAUGCAUGUCAUUUUCAGAACGUGAAGAUCAGGGCAGAGAUUUUUAUGGGAAGACUGAAUGACUGUUCUAAUGGAUGGUUGCUUGUCAACCAGGAGAGCUACCCUGCUAAAGGGGCUGUUGUACCAACAGCUGGCUUCACAAGACAUGUCACACUGUGUAUAUCCAGGGCUGUGAGUAUACGCAGAACCAGACAUCACUUUGUUCUUGCAAACAUGAAGGCUUGAACUAAAGUCUUUUCCUGUCUAUUAUGCUAAGAUCCUACUGGGAGCUGUCCCAUGACCUCCUUCCACAUAAUACUAAAGGGAGACACAAUGAAGCACUGAUUUGGGGCCUUUAAGUUAAAACAAAUAUACAUCACAGCACCCUUUAAAACUGGGCUACACUAGAUGGCAUUUAGAGAAAGUCAAAUACUUUGGAACUGGAUCACUAACUCUCAGCAUUGACCAAGAGCCGAUCUUUCCCAACUCAGAAGUCUACAUAAUUUAUUUCAGGAUCAUGACUUAACACAUACAGGUUUUUCUUCCAGGAAUACAGGGCUCUCUCUUUCAUUCUGCAUUUCCACUGCUUUGCUACUGAAUGUAUUUCAUGCUAUUUUUACCUUAAAAAAGAAAAGGUAGAAAGUUAGAACAUUACUUCCUCUUAUUUUCUUAUUCAGUGGGACUUGCUUUUAUUUAACCUGUAAAGGAAUAUAUAUGUAUCUUUGGAAAACUAUAUCUUAUAUAUAGAAUAAUAUAUAGGAAACUGAACAACAAGGGGAUAAAUACAUCAAAAGGAUUUGGUAUCAUAAGUUUCGUUUGUGAUUUGAUACCACCAGAAUCCUGAGCUGUACUAAUUUCCUUUCAGUUUCUCUUAUUUUUGUAUUUUAUAUAAUACAUGGAUGCUACUACCAAUGUAGCAGAUGUUCUCAGGUUUUUUUCUCCAGAUCCCAGUUCCUUCCUUCUGGUAAUUCCCAGGGCUGCAUUGGGUACAGCCACCAUUUUCAAAAGCUGUACCAGGAAUUCCCUUGGGACUGUUGCUUUCUCAGUGUAAGAAGAUUCUUUAUGGCUUGUUCAAACAGCAAAAAGAUGGUGAGCGAAAGCAGAAAUGGAUCUAAGCAAAUACAAUUUGGAGUCAGAUCCCUCCCGUUCUGUGAUUCAAGGUUGAUUCACUUCACAAUGCUGAAAAUAAAGACCAGCUUCAAAGCUGUGAUCCACAAUGAUAUUUUUCUGGGUUUGGGGUUAUUCAGGCAAAGUUUGUUAUCUGGGCCUGUCCCUAGUUCAUAAAAACACACUUUGCUAAAGGGUUAGGGGGGAAAAAAAAAAAAAGAAUCACGGUGAUGUGAGACCUUUAACUGAGAACAAUCCAAUACUGCCAGUUCUUGUGCAACAAAUCUAUGUAUUAUAUAAAGUAUAAUAUGGACAUAUAAGUGUAAUGCUUGUUAUUAAAAGUGCAAUUUAAUGUACAUGGUCACAACAAAUGUUUACUUUUUUAAUUGUUACAGAAUUGUUUGGAUCAGUACCUUGUUAUCAUUGUGUGAACGAUGCCUUGUAAAAUAAAUGGAA